This is a messenger RNA of Arachis duranensis, 1479 nucleotides long. RefSeq names its product UDP-glycosyltransferase 71A15. Bases 61 to 1350 code for a protein of 429 amino acids. Gene Ontology annotation, molecular function: UDP-glycosyltransferase activity. The record is from RefSeq and is a predicted model, not a curated record. The transcript has a single exon. Lineage: Eukaryota; Viridiplantae; Streptophyta; Magnoliopsida; Fabales; Fabaceae.
ACAUUAUUUGCAGCUUGUUAAAAUAAUAAUAAUUAAGCCGAUCGAGUGAGAGUGGUAACGAUGAGCAACAAGAAAGCAGCACAAGUGGUGUUGGUGCCUUCUCCAGGCCAAGGUCAUCUGCUCUCCACCCUGCAGUUCGCCAAGCUUCUGGUGAACCACGACCACCGUCUCACCGUCAAUAUCAUGCUUUUCAAGUCCCCUGUUGACUCCAAAACCACAUCUACAGCAACAAACUCCCUCCACUCUGAGUCCCACCGCAUAAACGUCAUUAACCUGCCCGACUACACUCCCAAGCCGCCCUCAUCAGACUCCGAGAGAGCCUCCUCCAUGGACGCUCUCAUCGAUUUCAUGAAGCCCCACGUCAGAGAAGCCGUCACCAAGCUCACUGGCUCCCCCUCCGCCCCACCACUGGCCGCCUUCGUCCUCGACAUGUUCUUCACCUCAAUGAUUGAGAUUGCCAAGGACUUCCGUGUCCCUGCCCUCGUGUUCUUUACCUCUGGAGCAACCUUCUUUGGCAUGACCCUUCACAUGCACACGCUCCGUGUCCGGGACAAUCUGGUAGCCUACGAGUGGGAGGACUCCGAUUCGGAGUUGACCAUCCCCACUUUCGCAAACCCAUUCCCGUGGAGAAAUAUGCCCACUUUCCUCACGCGAAAGCAAUGGGACCCGAUUUUCAUGUCGUAUGCCAGCGGCCUCAAAGAAGCUGAUGCUACUUCCUCCGUAGUGUUUCUCUGCUUCGGGAGCAGAGGUUGGUUCCAUCAGGAGCAGGUCAGGGAGAUCGCGCGGGCUCUCGAGGACAGUGGAGCCCGCUUCCUCUGGUCCCUGCGCAAACCCCCACCUGAGGACUCUUUCAUGGGCGCGCCAUCUGAUUACUCUCUCCCUGAGCUCACAGAGCUUCUGCCUCAUGGGUUCCUGGACCGGACGGCAGAAGUGGGAAGAGUCAUUGGAUGGGCCCCUCAGGCCCAAAUUCUGGCUCACAAAGCCACGGGUGGGUUUGUUUCUCAUUGCGGCUGGAAUUCUACGCUGGAGAGCAUAUAUUAUGGUGUGCCCAUUGCGGCAUGGCCGCUCUAUGCGGAACAGCAAUCCAAUGCAUUUCAGUUGGUGCGUGAGCUGAAGCUGGGUGUGGAAAUUUCGUUGGAAUUCAAGCAUGAGUUGAUGUUUGGGACUACCCGGGUGUUAAGUGCGGAGAAGAUCGAGAAAGGAAUAAGGAAUUUGUUAACAGAUGCGGAGGUGAGGAAAAGAAUGAAGGAGAUGAGUGAAAAGUCUAGGAGUACUAUGAAAGAGGGUGGAUGUUCAUACUCUCAUUUGGGGCGUUUGAUUGAUUAUUUAAUGGAUAAAGUUAGUGUAUGAAUCAAAACUGCUCUUGUAAGUUGUAACCAUCAUAUCCAGAUGGAAUUCACAAUGCAAUCAUACGCCGUCUCAGCUCUUUCAUUUUGUUAUACACACCUCAUUCUAAGUUAACAAAGCCAUUUUGGUUUA